Molecule: messenger RNA, 2442 nt
Organism: Trichoderma reesei QM6a
Lineage: Eukaryota; Fungi; Ascomycota; Sordariomycetes; Hypocreales; Hypocreaceae
Exons: 1
Coding region: 1-2442 (813 amino acids)
Biological process (GO): protein phosphorylation
Molecular function (GO): protein kinase activity; ATP binding
Source: RefSeq, a predicted model, not a curated record
AUGGACGUCUUGGCGCCCGAAGAACUCGACGCCAUCGACAACAACCCCCUCGGCGAUGCGCUAGAUCCCAUUCGAGAAGCCCUGCGGGAAGCGGACUCGACGCUGGGCAGCUUCCAGCUAGACGGCACGGCGGACGUCGUCGACGAUGCAGAUGCGCCACAACGACCGCGUCUGCUGGUAGCAGCACUGGCCAGGCUUUUCGGCAUUCUAUCUGCAUCUGAGGUCCCCCUAUCCCUUGCCUCGAGGACCGGCAGAGAUUUCCUACUAUCUGAUUUGGGCCAUAUCCGCACAAUGCUUCGGGCGAACGACCUCAAUUAUCGUUAUCGUUACUUUCGUCCGUUGUCAAGAGCCAUUAUCAGGCAAGAACCAGACGCCGAGAUCUGGACUGCCGUCAUCCGCCUUAUUCUGGCAACAUCACAAGCCCACACCACUCCGCCUCCUAGCAGCUCUACUGUUGACGAAACCCCCAUCACCCAUUCAUCAGCUUCGCAGCAGGGGUCAGAACAGACUCGGCAGGCUAUCGAAGAACGCGUCUUUGAAGAGAUCUGCCACUGCACGCAUCGCGCAGUCGGGGGCUUCCACGAGAAAUACUUCCAGGGCAGGAAAUGGAACCGACGAGCGAAGCAAAUCUGGCGUCGUGCCAAAAGUCAGUACAGCGAGGACGAUCAUCGGUGGACGCGGCUCCCCAAGAAGGGCACCGAGGACGACGUAUGCGAGUGGUGGCUCAACCUGCAAAGGGAGCUACUGGCAAAUGAGAGAACCGCUUUCUUUAGAAGCUCCGGGAACAAUAGAGUUGGGACCGAGGCGCAAAGACAGCUGGACCUCUUGGUGAAACUGAAAGGAGACGGCUUGCAGCAUGACUGGAAACAUGUCCUGGUGGUUGGCGAAAUGAAAGAGUCGGACAAGAACUCCAAGGCUCUGUGGCUCCAGAUAGGCAGCGCAGUGCGAAACGUCUUCGCAGCCCAACCCACACGUCGUUUCGUCCAUGCAUUCUCGUUGAGGGGAUCCGAGAUGGAAAAUUGGAUCUAUGAUCGGUCGGGUCCGUAUAGUGGUGCCGUCUUUGACAUCCACGACCAACCCGAAAAGUUCAUCCAGGUCAUGUGCGGGUACCUGAUGAUGAGCGACGAAGAAUUCGGACUGGAUACCUUCAUAACGCAGAAAGAGCAGAGGCUUUUUGUCACAAUGCCUGUUGAACCCCGUGCGAACAGGAGAAAGCGGAAACUUGAGCUCGACGCCAAACCGAUCGCAUUUCAACGAGCCAUCGUCUGCCGCGGGACGACUUGCUUCCGGGCUCGCGACGUGGGUUCGACGGAACUUGACACGGUUGUGAAAUUUUCCUGGACCUCCAGCAAGCGACCGCCUGAAGCAGAUCUGCUCACAAAGGCUCACGAACGCGGUGUCAGGGGGCUUGCGAAAUUGGUCGGCUACUGCGAAGAGGUCACCAGCAUCAGCAAGCUGCGCGAAGGCCUCGUCUUUGGUACUCCGUACAAGUUUCGAGAUGUCCCGAACGGCUCUGGUGUGUCCACCUCACAGUCGUGGCUCCAUGGCCAAUCUGUGCAGUUCUCCGAUCCCAGCGUUGGCAGCAGUGCGUCUAGAAAACGAAAAUCCGUGGCCGAGUCGAGCCGUGCAGCCAAGCGAUCCCGAACAAAUAGCUCGCUACGCGGGACGGAAGACGAGGAGAGCAAGCUGAAUUACUCCAUUGAGGCACCGCAAGGGACCAGCCUUAUUCCAAAGGACCAAGAUCUACCAUUCGACAAUCGCAUUCUGCGAGUUCUAGCCAUUUCUCCAGCAGGACGAUGCAUCACUCAGUUUAGGACCGUUCUUGAGCUUCUCGAAGCCCUGUGCGACGCCAUCAAAGUACACCGAUCCCUUUGCCUGGACGGGAAGAUUCUGCAUCGCGAUAUCUCGGAGAAUAAUAUCAUCAUCACCAACCCGGACAAGUCCGAUGGCUUCAAGGGCAUGCUCAUCGACCUGGACUUGGCCAAGGAAGAAGGCAAGGGCCCUAGCGGGGCCCGGCAUCGAACCGGCACAAUGGAGUUUAUGGCUAUCGAAGUCCUUCUGGGAACGUCUCACACGUAUCGUCACGACCUCGAAGCGUUCUUUUACGUUUUGAUCUGGCUCUGUGCCCGUAGGGGCUGGGCUUUGUCGAAGGCGCCGCCACCCACGAAAAGCUGCUUGACCUUAUGGUACACAGGACGCUAUCAGGACAUUGCGCGAGUCAAGCGUGGGGACAUGUCUGAGGCAGGACUGGAGACGAUUCUCGACGAAUUUCCAAAAGAGUUCACCUGUGUCAAGCCCUUGUGCAAGAAGAUCAGAGACGUCCUCUUCUUGCAUAAAGGCUUCACUGGUACCCCAAAGAAUCCGAACCUAUUAUACGACCCUAUCCUUACAGCAUUUGAAGAUGCUAUUGCUGGACUUCGAGCGGAAAAUGCUGAGACUUGA